AACAAGUUUUGCUCAGUCUCUGUCUGAUUUGGUCAAAACAAAAGCCUCUAAUAUCAGUUGAACUUCCGAGUUUAUCUUAUUCAUUGUAUGUAUAUAUAAAAAGAGUGUUCAAAAGAAAGGAGUUUGCCAAAUCCUGUGAAGUGUUUACAUGCAAUGGAGAAACAAGCUAAACCCAAGAACAAGAUCUUGAAAUUUUUACCGAAAGCAGCUUCAGCUGUUAGUGUCACCUUUCAUAACCCUCCGUUCAGCCCAGGCCGAGACAUGAGAGUGGACAAUUAUACAGGCAAGCAUAAAGCUUAUGCAGGCAGAGGAUUCUCUGGUCCGAUCAUUUCCAUAAUACCUGAUGAAGCUCGAAGAAGGUCCAAGAGUGAAGCCUUUGAUCAGACUCAAGAACCAACUUCACCGAAAGUGUCAUGCAUGGGGCAGAUCAAGCGCAACAAAAAUAUGAAAAAAGCUAAGCUUGUUUCGCCUCCUAAAGGGUUGAAGCCUGUCUGUGAUCAAUCUUCUUCUUCUAGAGAAGUAAAGAAGAAUGCAUCAAAGUUAAGGCGAAUCUUUAGGAUGGCAAAACCAGCUAGGAAAUCUGAUGUAACAAGUAAUAGGACAGAGUUGCCUGAUAGAGCGCCUUCUUUGGGCCAAAUGAACCGGUUUGCAGGUGGGCGUGAUGCUUUUGCAAAUUUUGAUUGGAUGGAUCAGAUGACACCCGUGGAAGCUGAUCAUAGGGAUUAUUACUCUGAUGAAGAUAGAAGAGAUGGUGAUUUUGAAGAGGAAGAAACGAUCAUUCCUUUCUCGGCCCCAAUGACGGUUGGUGGAGUGCCUUUACAGCCAAGGAAAGAAAUUAACUUAUGGAAGAGAAGAACCAUGAAUCCACCUAGUCCCCUUCGAUUGAAUUCCAUGGUCAGCGCAAAUUGAUUGAUUUUUUUUUCUUUUGGCAUCGCUGCUAUUUGUUUCUUUUCUUGCUUCUCAUAUAUAGAUUGUGCAAAUAUAUAUAAAGAAUCAUAAAAUAUGGUAUGGACGAGUCUGUAAUUGGCAUUUGACACAAUCUGGAAUUUGUUGAUUCUGGUUUCUGUACAGAUCAAUGUUGCUUGAACACCACUUCUUAUCUUUGUUUUUCCAGUGGUCUUCUUUUCGUUGUGCUCAUGCUUGUGGAGAUUGGUUUGAAACAAAGUCUACCAUCCAACUAGCCAUAAGGAUUAACAGAAGGGAAACUAUAAUUAGUAGAAUCAUGUCUUGAUCCAAUAAGAGGAAAUGCAUAUAACUUACUUAUGUUUCCAUUAUUCUAAGAACGAAAUCAACGCUUUAUCCUUUUAGUUAUACGUAAUCACUGUUGAAUAAGGAUCGUUAAUACGUUUAAUCAGAGUUAAAUACUAUAAAUUCUGUUGACAGCCGGAAAUAACCUAGUAACUAUACAGGUUGAUAUGUUUUACAAGUAAAAUCUAGCUGUCAAAUUGUGGCCCGCAGCCAAAAUGGAAAAAGAACUCGUAACCAAUAUUAAGGCGAGGAGUGGUUUCAAAGUCAAUUGGAAGCUGUAUGGAAAGAUAAGUGGUACAAGUUUGUGUUAUACAUGCCAUUUACCAAGGUUGGCAGUGUGCUAACGCCCAACGCCCAGAUAAUGAUGGUUGACCUUUCAGCAACAUUUGACAGUGAAUCUUUUUACAAUAAUUAAGUGGAUGGGUAUUAAAAUUUUUGGUAAGAAAAGAAUUGUUGUUUGUUAAGAAUGAUGCUAGAAAUUAAUGCAAAUUCAUAAUU
This is a messenger RNA of Durio zibethinus, 1746 nucleotides long. RefSeq lists its product as uncharacterized. The record is from RefSeq and is a predicted model, not a curated record. NCBI's taxonomy places the organism in Eukaryota, Viridiplantae, Streptophyta, Magnoliopsida, Malvales, Malvaceae.